AUGGACUUGAACCCGCGGCUCAAGCGUUGUCCGACGAUCAGUCUACGGGGCACCGACUGCUUCGUGCUUUGCUACUGCAACGGCGAGCUCAUCGAGCGGCUGCGCAUGAGUCUUCUCUCGGGCAUCGACACGGCGCACGCCGUGAUUCCACGCGCCAGUGAGUCUUCCGAGUUUGUUGUUAACGAGCUGCGCGUGCCGGUGACGCUGGAGACAAAGGAGAGCGGACCUGUCAUGCUCGUUAACAGCAAGUACGAGCUCCGCAUGUCGCCCGAGCCAUCGGUGUGGUGCAUUUAG
Molecule: messenger RNA, 294 nt
Organism: Saprolegnia diclina VS20
Lineage: Eukaryota; Oomycota; Saprolegniomycetes; Saprolegniales; Saprolegniaceae
Exons: 1
Coding region: 1-294 (97 amino acids)
Source: RefSeq, a predicted model, not a curated record